AUGGCCCACCGGAAGCGUCAGAGCACGGCGAGCAGCAUGUUGGACCACAGAGCUCGGCCGGUCCCUGUCCCCCACAGCCAGGAGCCUGAGAGUGAGGACACAGAGCUGCCCCUGGAGGGGUACGUUCCCACAGGCCUGGAGCUGGCCACCCUGCGGCCAGAGAGCCCCACGCCUGAGGAGCCGGAGUGCCACAACCACAGCCCCGAUGGGGACUCAAGCUCCGACUAUGUGAACAACACGUCAGAGGAGGAAGACUAUGACGAGGGCCUCCCCGAGGAGGAGGAGGGUGUGACCUACUACAUCCGCUACUGCCCCGAGGACGACAGCUACCUGGAGGGCAUGGACUGCAAUGGCGAGGAGUACCUGGCCCAUGGCGUGCACCAUGUGGACACUGACGAGUGCCAGGAGGCACUGGAGGAGUGGACGGACUCGGCAGGCCCGCACCCCCACAGCCAUGGGGCUGAAGGCAGUCAGGACUACCCGGACAGCCACCUGCCCAUCCCUGAGGACGAGCCCUCCGUCCUGGAGGCCCAUGGCCAGGAAGAAGGCGGCCACUACUGCCCCAGCAAAGAGGGCUACCAGGACUACUACCCCUCGGAGGCCAACGGGAACGCAAGCAGCGCCUCCCCCUACCGCCUGAGGCGCGGGGACGGGGACUUGGAGGACCAGGAGGAGGACAUUGACCAGAUCGUGGCCGAGAUCAAGAUGAGCUUGAGCAUGACCAGCAUCGCCAGCGCCAGCGAGGCCAGUCCUGAGCACAUGCCCACGCAGGGGCCCGAACCAGGUCCUGGGGACUCCAUAGAGGCCUGUCCACCCAGCGAGGCCAGCUGCACCCCCAGCAGGCACGAGGGAAGGCCCAAGUCACUGAACCUCCCUCCUGAGGCCAAGCACCCUGGAGAGCCGCAGAGAGGCUUCAAGGCCAAGAGCAGGACCCCAGAGGAGAGGCCAAAGUGGCCCCAAGAGCAGGUCUGCAAUGGUUUGGAGCAGCCGAGGAAGCAGCAGCGCUCUGAUCUCAAUGGACCCAUUGACAAUAACAACAUCCCGGAGACAAAGAAGGUGGCAUCAUUUCCAAGUUUUGUGGCUGUUCCAGGGCCCUGUGAGCCGGAAGACCUCAUUGAUGGUAUCAUCUUUGCUGCCAACUACCUGGGGUCCACCCAGCUGCUCUCGGAGCGGAACCCCUCCAAGAACAUCAGGAUGAUGCAAGCGCAAGAGGCCGUCAGCCGGGUCAAGAGGAUGCAGAAAGCUGCUAAGAUCAAGAAAAAAGCGAAUUCCGAAGGGGAUUCCCAGACACUGACGGAAGUGGACCUCUUCAUCUCCACCCAGAGGAUCAAGGUUUUAAAUGCAGACACACAGGAAACCAUGAUGGACCACGCCCUGCGCACCAUCUCCUACAUCGCCGACAUCGGGAACAUCGUGGUGCUGAUGGCCAGACGCCGCAUGCCCCGGUCAGCCUCUCAGGACUGCAUUGAGACCACACCCGGGGCCCAGGAGGGGAAGAAACAGUACAAGAUGAUCUGCCACGUGUUUGAGUCGGAGGACGCACAGCUCAUCGCCCAGUCCAUCGGGCAGGCCUUCAGCGUGGCCUACCAGGAGUUCCUGCGGGCCAACGGCAUCAACCCCGAGGACCUGAGCCAGAAGGAGUACAGCGACAUCAUCAACACCCAGGAGAUGUACAACGACGACCUUAUCCACUUCUCCAACUCGGAGAACUGCAAGGAGCUGCAGCUGGAGAAGCACAAGGGUGAGAUCCUGGGUGUGGUGGUCGUGGAGUCGGGCUGGGGCUCCAUCCUGCCCACGGUGAUCCUGGCGAACAUGAUGAAUGGUGGCCCAGCCGCCCGCUCGGGGAAGCUGAGCAUCGGGGACCAGAUCAUGUCCAUCAAUGGCACCAGCCUGGUGGGGCUGCCCCUCGCCACCUGUCAGGGCAUCAUCAAGGGCCUGAAGAACCAGACGCAAGUGAAACUCAACAUUGUCAGCUGUCCCCCAGUCACCACCGUCCUUAUCAAGCGGCCAGACCUCAAGUACCAGCUGGGCUUCAGCGUGCAGAAUGGAAUCAUCUGCAGCCUCAUGAGAGGGGGCAUCGCAGAGCGAGGUGGCGUCCGCGUCGGCCACCGCAUCAUCGAGAUCAAUGGGCAGAGUGUGGUGGCCACGGCCCAUGAGAAGAUUGUUCAAGCUCUGUCCAACUCGGUCGGGGAGAUUCACAUGAAGACCAUGCCUGCCGCCAUGUUCAGGCUCCUCACAGGCCAGGAGACCCCCCUCUACAUCUAG
Cynocephalus volans (Philippine flying lemur) is the source of this 2265-nucleotide messenger RNA. It is a transcript of the gene APBA2, whose product is annotated as amyloid beta precursor protein binding family A member 2. Lineage: Eukaryota; Metazoa; Chordata; Mammalia; Dermoptera; Cynocephalidae. The transcript has 12 exons. Bases 1 to 2265 code for a protein of 754 amino acids. Gene Ontology annotation, molecular function: protein binding; amyloid-beta binding. The record is from RefSeq and is a predicted model, not a curated record. Gene Ontology annotation, cellular component: plasma membrane; cytoplasm; dendritic spine. Gene Ontology annotation, biological process: chemical synaptic transmission.